Molecule: messenger RNA, 1555 nt
Organism: Babesia bovis T2Bo
Lineage: Eukaryota; Apicomplexa; Aconoidasida; Piroplasmida; Babesiidae
Product: short chain dehydrogenase family protein
Exons: 4
Coding region: 64-1266 (400 amino acids)
Source: RefSeq, a predicted model, not a curated record
UGGAAGAAGUUGCGAACAAAGUCAACGAUCAUAGGCUAAUUCAAGCACUGCCAAUACUGCAAAAUGGCGUUCCAUAAACAUAGUAAAACCAACAGAGUAGCGCCGCUUACUAUGGCGUGUGCCUAUGAUCCAUGUUACCAAGCGAUAUUCUGCAUGUUGUCGUUUAUUCUAUUCAAACUAUAUUCACUAUGGAAUUCUGGAUUCGAUGUCUCAGCUCUUGAGGAACGAACGUUAAUUGCACAGUUGGCUAAAUCGUACGAUUUUCCUUGGUUGGCAUGGAUUGUGUAUUUACAAACUCCACUGAUGGUCUUAUUGGUAUUCAAUUACGCAUCGAAGACCAUAGCACAAGGAACUAAAGUCCCACAAAUACUCAUAAAUAGAACUGAUAUGCACCGGAAAGUGGCUAUUGUAACAGGAGGCUCAAGUGGUGUUGGCAAAGAGGUAGCAUGCCAGCUUCUAAAAUGGAAUUGCAAAGUGGUAAUCACGGCGCGUGACAAAACAAAAGGUGCUAAUGCUGUUGAGUACCUAAGAAAACAGGCAAAUGUUGACUUCAAGAUGAUACAAUUUGUGGAAAUGGACCUGAACGACCCAAAGUCCAUUAAACUGGCAGUUGAAGAAAUCUUGAAAACCAAUGCUUCCAUAGACUUUUUGAUAAAUAAUGCAGGGAUCGCGACUAACGUACAUCUCAAUGCAUACAAACAAGAAGCUAUGUUUGCAACAAAUUUCCUUGGACAUUUUCAACUCACUAAGUUGCUAAUGCCUACCUUAGUAAGAUUCAAAGCAAGAGUUAUCAACGUAUCAAGUAUUGCACAUUAUUACUAUAAUCCCAACAAGGAUACGAUUUUACGUGAUGGUAACACUACCAAUAUGCCAUAUAAUACUUCAGCACAAGUAUACUACGGUCGAUCUAAGUUGUUCAACCUCUGGCACGCGCAGGCACUUCAACGCAGAUUUGACAACGUCGGCAAUAAAAAUUGCGGACCGGUUGCUUUUUCCUGUGGCCCCGGUAUAGUAGCAACACCGCUUCUGGAACGCUACUCAAGUAUUGUAUUACCCAAGUUUAUCUCAGCAAUUGUCAACCAGUUCACCAAGAAGCCGAAGGAGGGUGCCAACACUAUAUUAUAUCUAUGCGCAUCGCCGUUAUCGGAUUUAGUGCCCGGUGGCUACUACUAUGAGUGCCAGUUGGGAUACGUAAGCAAAUAUGCACAGAAUGUGGCUCAACAAGAAGCACUAUAUAAACUUGCCGAUAAAAUGACUUUAAAUUAAAUGUCACUGUUUGAAAUGCAGCUUAUAACAUCAAGUGCCACUGCCUUCAAGCCAGAGUAUAUGUCCGAUGAGAUACCGGGACAACACACAAACUCAAGCAAUAUACACUCACUGAUGUCCCGAGGCGCUCUUCCUCGCUAGUUGGAUCAACGAAAAAUGUUUCCUCACUGAAACGCAAAAAGGUUACAGUAAAUGGUAAUGCGGUAAUUGUAAGCGGUAUUCCAACAUACGAACCGGGCAAUAUAUUCUGCGAUAAAUAGUCAACCAGGUUGUCAUUCUCCAAUUCUAU